Messenger RNA from Harpegnathos saltator (Jerdon's jumping ant), 1653 nucleotides. RefSeq names its product OXA1L mitochondrial inner membrane protein (gene OXA1L). The record is from RefSeq and is a predicted model, not a curated record. The transcript has 9 exons. Gene Ontology annotation, molecular function: membrane insertase activity. Lineage: Eukaryota; Metazoa; Arthropoda; Insecta; Hymenoptera; Formicidae. Gene Ontology annotation, cellular component: mitochondrial inner membrane. Gene Ontology annotation, biological process: protein insertion into mitochondrial inner membrane from matrix. Bases 320 to 1537 code for a protein of 405 amino acids.
UGUUGGCCGCUCUCAGCUUCCUCUCUGGUACUACAUCGCACUACAUUACUUGAGCACGAUAAGUAGUCAGGCUUAUUUCCUUGCUAAAAAGCACUUCUCGAUUGAUUUUGCAAGCAUUCUCGGUUGGUUUUUAUAAAAGUUUAUUCAAGCAUCGAUGUAAAUUAUGUAAGUAAAUAUACUCCAUUUAGCUACGCGUUCCAAUGUCGAUAUAUCAACAAGCAUUGAUGCCCAUGUAUAUCCACGAAUAUCACGCCGAAUGUGAUAUGUAAAUUUGUGAAUUUAAGAAGAAGUAUUGACAAUUUCAUUAUAAAUCGCAAAAAUGAUGAUGCGAGUAUCCUCAAUUAUUUGCCGACAAACGAUAUUAAGAGCAAACGUAAUAUCGCAGGAAAUGUCUACAUGUAGAUAUAUUCAUUUAGUCAGACAAAUAAAAGGAUUUCCCAAACGCAAUUCUAUACUAAAUCUCUCCAGUAACUAUAGAGUUACAGGAAUUCCUUUGGUUCGUUAUGCUAGCACUAAUGAAACGCCACAAGAACAAAUUUCACCAUCAUCACAGACUAAUCCAUAUGAUGAAAUACCAGAUCCUCCAACACUAAUUCAGGAAAUAGUAGAGAAUAUUAUAAAAGUACAUCCUAAUGGAGAACCAACGCUUGAAAGUAUUGGAUUAGGUGGUUACUCUCCUGUUGGACUUGUACAACAUGCCUUAGAAUUUAUGCAUAUAAGCUAUGAUAUUCCAUGGUGGACAACAAUUGUUAUAGGUACUGUUAUUUUAAGGACCCUUAUAUUCCCUUUGGUAGUAAUAACACAAAAAAAUAUGGCUAAAUUCACUAAUCAUAUGCCAGUGAUACAAGAAAUACAACAAAAAAUGACAAAAGCUAGGCAUAUCGGUGAUCACUUCGAAAGUGCACGAUAUGCAUCAGAACUAAUGGAAUACAUGAAGAAGCAUAAUGUUAAAAUUGGAAGGAAUUUCUUGAUACCACUUGUUCAGGCACCUAUUUUUAUCUCCUGUUUCUUAGCCCUAAGGAAAAUGGCAAACUUGCCAGUCGAGAGCUUGAAACAAGGUGGUUUUUGGUGGAUGCAGGAUCUUACCAUACAUGAUCCUUAUUACAUAAUGCCAAUAGUUACAUGUGUGACAAUGUAUAUCACAAUUGAAAUUGGUGCAGAUGGCACUCAUCUUAAAUCACUGGGUGUUAUGCGAUAUGUAUUUCGAAUCGUACCCUUUGCCAUAUUACCAUUUAUAUUAAACUUUCCUGGUGCAAUUUUGACGUAUUGGGCGUCGACAAAUUUUAUGUCCCUGAUACAAACUAGUUUAUUAAAGAUACCAUAUUUAAGAAAGGUUUUCAAUAUACCUGUUAUAAUACAUCAUGCGUCAAAACCUGGGAAUAAAAAAUUUACGCAAGAAUUAAAAGAAUCUUGGACGAAUAUGAAAAUAUCGAAGCAGCUAGCUGAUAGAGAAAGAGCAGAUAUAGUACAGUUCAAUGCUGCUGGAAAGGGCCCUAUUGUGAAAACAUUUAAAUAUGACCCGACAAAACAGAAAUAAUCGACUGUUUUUACAAAAAGUAGACAUUAAUUUCAUUAAAAAUAAAGGUGUCGUAUUUAAGUAAAUACUUGAUUAUUUAAUGUGUGACACUGUAUAUUAAUUCAUAAUUGUAAUAA